UAUUUGUUAUUAUUUAUUUAUUAUAACAUAUGUAUAAACAUUUGUUUACAGUUCCGCAAGCAGAUGGACGAUGCUCUGGUUGGAACGCACGAUGACUACUUCCUGGUGCGCUGGCUGCGGGCUCGUAAAUGGAACCUGGAUGCGGCGGAGAAAAUGCUGAGAGCCAGCUUGAAGACCCGCGCCAUGUGGAAUGUGGACAACAUCGAGAAGUGGGAUCCUCCCAAAGCUCUGCAGGAAUACCUACCCUAUGGGCUAAUGGGCUAUGACAAGGAGGGAUCGCCAGUGCUGGUCUGCCCCUUUGCAAACUUCGACAUCUGGGGCAUGAUGCACUGCGUCACCCGAUUUGAGUUUCAAAAAUACCUGGUGCUGCUUCUUGAGCGCUUCAUGAAGAUCGCCUACGACCAGAGCCAGAAGCACGGCUGGAGGGCCCGCCAGCUGGUAGUGUUCUUCGACAUGCAGGACGUGAACCUGAAGCAGUACGCCUGGCGACCAGCAGCCGAGUGCGUGAUCUCUACGGUCAAGCAGUACGAGGCCAACUUCCCGGAGCUGCUCAAGAUGUGCUACAUUAUCAACGCACCAAAGCUCUUCUCGGUGGCAUUCAACAUUGUGAAGAAGUUCCUCGACGAGAACACCACCAGCAAGAUCGUCAUCUACAAGUCCGGCGUGGACCGCUGGCAGCAGCAGCUCUUCUCCCACGUGGAUAGGAAGGCGUUCCCAAAAGCCUGGGGCGGCGACAUGGUGGACAGGAACGGAGACCCCCAGUGCAAGGCCCUGAUGGUUUGGGGUGGCAAGCUCCCGGAGGAGCUGUACAUCGACCAGAGCAGCCAACAAAGCGACAGGGACUUUGUGGAGACACAGGUACCCAAAGGCGACAAGCUAAAGCUGCACUUCAAGGUGAACCAGGAGGAGCAGAGAAUCCUCUCGUGGGAGUUCCGCACCAUCGACUACGACAUCAAGUUCGGCAUCUACAGCGUGGACGAGCAGACAGGCGAGAAGCGUAGCGAAGUGCCUCUGGGCACAGUCUACUCCAACGAGAUGGACGAGAUCGGCUACAUCUCCACGAGACCCAACACCACCUACACGGUGGUCUUUGACAACUCCGCCAGCUACCUACGCAGCAAGAAGCUCCGCUACUGGGUAGACCUCAUCUCCGAGGAGGAGGAGGGUAUCUCCGAGCUGACCAGCCAAAUGGACAGCACUCAGAUUGCAGCCCAGCAGUGAGCGAACGCUCGACCAGCAAUUAUGCCAAAUACCAGUGGGAGUAUAUAGAUUAAUAGCUAGACAACACGAACUAACCUCGGUGCAAUAUAGUCACAACGCAUUUGCAAGGCGUCCGCUGCCUUCGGAACUCCUCCGGAGCACGGCGCAGCUGCAAUCGAACCAUGUGAUAGAAACAAAUUAGUAUGACUCACAUUUACAAGUACAGUUAAUUCUAAAGUUAGUCUCUUUAUUACAUACUUAGCCGCGCUGUUUACUUAAUAAUCUCUAAUCGUGGAUGUGCAAUUAUUUCAGGUGGUACGGCACUAUAAAAUGUAUAUACGUAGCACCUGAUCUUUGAAAGAAAUUGCAUUUUGACAAAAUCCCAUUGGGAAACCUCCAA
Molecule: messenger RNA, 1600 nt
Organism: Drosophila serrata
Lineage: Eukaryota; Metazoa; Arthropoda; Insecta; Diptera; Drosophilidae
Product: SEC14-like protein 2
Cellular component (GO): cytoplasm
Source: RefSeq, a predicted model, not a curated record